Molecule: messenger RNA, 5689 nt
Organism: Pseudopipra pipra
Lineage: Eukaryota; Metazoa; Chordata; Aves; Passeriformes; Pipridae
Gene: FHDC1
Product: FH2 domain containing 1
Exons: 12
Coding region: 238-3651 (1137 amino acids)
Biological process (GO): actin filament polymerization
Cellular component (GO): actin filament
Source: RefSeq, a predicted model, not a curated record
CCCGCGCGCCCGCGGCGCGGCGGGCCAGGCGCGAUGGGAGGAGGCGGCGGCGGCACCGGAGCGGCUGCGCCGCGGGUGAGCGCGGAGGUUGCGAAGAUGAUACAGUCCCCUCUUGUGUUGCUGCUGCUGGCAGACUAGGGUUUAAGAGGGAGUGUUACCAGUGGCUGCUGCGCUCACUGUUCAAUGUUUCAAACCCAUCCAAGGAAGUAACACUCUCCUCUUUGGAGAGGCCAUAAAAUGCAUGUUAUGAAUUGUCUCUCCUUGGUCAAUGAUAAAGAAAAUGGGGCUAUUCCAGUUGCAACAGGAUUAAUGAACGAGGAUACGACGACAGCAUCUCAACUUCCUCAGCCUGCAGCAUCACCGCCCCCUCCACCAUGUCCCCUCACAGGGGCUCCCCCAGCCCCUCCACUUCCCCCGGCAAUGCUGCCUCCACCACCACCCCCUCCUCCACUGCCUGGGCCCAACCUACCCCUGCCUCCACAGCUGAUAAAUGGGCAUGACAACCAUGGCAAAAAAAAACGAAUGCGGAGCUUUUUCUGGAAAACUAUCCCUGAAGAACAAGUCCGUGGUAAAAACAACAUCUGGACAAUUGCUGCAAGACCACAGUAUCAGAUUGAUACAAAGACAAUUGAGGAACUUUUUGGGCAGCAGGAAGAAACCAAGCCCCAGGACUCCCGAAGUCGAUCUUCAAAGUCUUCGUUUAAAGAGACUAAAGAGGAGGUUUCCAUUUUGGAUGCAAAGAGAAGUAUGAAUAUUGGGAUAUUUCUCAAACAAUUCAAAAAGUCUGCUGAAUCCAUCAUUGAAGAUAUUUAUCAUGGAAGAAGUCAGCCCUAUGGUUCUGAACUGCUACAUGAAUUUCUUAAAUUAUUACCAGAAGCAGAGGAGGUAAAGAAAUUAAGAGCUUUUGAUGGAGAUGUAUCAAAACUGUCUCAAGCUGAUUCCUUCAUGUAUUUACUAAUCCAGGUGCCAAACUAUGCUCUUAGGAUUGAAGCCAUGGUGUUGGAGAGGGAGUUCUCACCCUCCUGUGCUUCUCUACAGGAUGACAUGAAAAUUAUAAGACGGGCAACAAAAGAGCUAAUGACUUGUGAGGAACUGCAUUCCAUAUUGCACUUGGUCCUUCAGGCUGGGAAUAUUAUGAAUGCGGGAGGUUAUGCUGGCAACGCUGUUGGAUUUAAACUGUCGUCACUGCUCAAGCUGGCGGACACAAAAGCAAACAAACCUGGGAUGAGUCUGCUGCAUUUUGUUGCUCUGGAAGCCCAAAAGAAAGAUGCUGCUCUUCUCAACUUUUCAGAAAAAAUUGGGAGUGUUCAUGAUGCCGCCAGGUUAUCCAUCGAUAAUGUAGAAGCAGAGCUCCACUCGCUGUCCCUCAAGGCAAGAUCUGUUAAAGACAGCAUCCGACGAGACCCAAAACUCUUUCACCAGAUGGAAAGCUUUCUCCAGUUUGCUGUAAGACAUCUAAAGGAACUUGAACACCAGAAACGAGAAUUGCAAAAGGAGGGAAAUGCUCUCAUUGACUUUUUCUGUGAAGACAAAGAAACUAUGAAGUUGGAUGAAUGUUUCCAGAUAUUUAGGGACUUCUGCAUAAGAUUCAACACAGCUGUCAAGGAAAACAGGGAGCGAGAGAUGCAGGAACUUCAUAGUCUGCAAAGGCGAAAGGAGCUGGAGGAGAAGCGUCGAUCCUGGGCAGCUGGAGAGCUUGGGAGCUUUGGGCGGAGCAGCAGUGAAAAUGAUGUGGAGAUGUUGGCCAAAAAAGGACUUGGCGAGUUUCUUCCCUUCUUGCAGCAGAGACCUCAAAGCCCUUUGUACAGAAACACAAAUUCUAGACGCUCUCGACUUUCUUUGGGGAUUACUGCAGACAGGGAGUUGCAGAGUUUCCUGGAAAUCUCAAAAGACGAGGAUCCAAACAAGUUUAACAGCCUUCCCCGUGCAAACACCCGACAAGCAAGACCAAACGUAGCCUGGACUGAAUCCAAAGAAACAAGAGAUCUCAACUUAAAUACCUUGAACUUACACCAACAGUCUGAAAUGGAAGUGAAAGGUGGUGGCCUAGUGCAGGUGCCUCCAGCUCAGCCCAGUCACUUCAGCAGCUCAGCUGGUCCUGGUGCCCAUUAUUCACAGAGGAGCACUGACUACAACAUCCACACUUCCAACGUUUCCUGUGAGGAGUCUACAGAUUUAAAUGCUCUGGCCCUGGCAAUCGAGGAGCGUGAACUUGUUAAAGGAUUGCAUAAGUUUGAUAUUCAAGGAACAAAGCCUGCAGAGGAUGCACCUUUAAUAUAUUUAGAGGAUGGUGGUGGAACAGACUUGGAGACUCUAGAUGAUCUAAGCUUUCAUUCCCAGAGCACUGCCGAUGACGACCUGCCUCCAGCUUGCAGAAGUUCCAGAGAGGCCCACGACCAUCAAGCCAAGGCAGUGGGUUGCAAGAGUGAAGCUUCAGAGCCCAGCAGCAGCAGCCCCAUGUCUGUGGAUACAAGUGUUUUGGGAAGUAGGGAGGAUGGGCCAAUGUGCUACGUGUCAGAUACAACAACUGAUUGUUCUUUGACAUUGGACUCUGAAGAGGGAAAUGAUUUUAAAUCAACAGGUAAUGAAAUAAGAAGUGAGGCUGUCAAAGCAUGCUCUUCUGGGAAUGAUGCUCAACACAGGGCUAGAACUCUCUUCUCAAAUCUGAAUUCUGCUUCUGGCAAGGACCUGUCUCUUCACACCUCUCCAAAUGAUAAGGAUGAUGCCAAUAGCAAGCACAUGAUUCCUAAAGAAAAGCCCAUAAAAAAUAAAGAUCCAGGAGGACCAAAGAGAAACUCUCUAAAAGAUAGAUCUCCAAGCUCCUCAAAACCCAGUGGCACUCGCCCUAGCCACACAGCUCCUUCCAGACCUGUCAGAACUUUGAAUGCCUCUGAGAAUGAAAGUAUGAGGAAAGUGGUGCCUAUUUCUCGGUCAAACAGGGCACCGAGCAGUGUGAAAAAGCCAGAAGCCAAGCCAGUCCUUCGUGAAACUAGUACAGUGGAAAGUCGGCUGUCUCAUCGCAGCUCUGUCCGAGGCACAACAGACACACUGCCAAGAAGUCCUUACAGGCACAGCAUGUCAGUAGAGGAGCCAAAGUUACGAAGGGGCACUGUCACCUCAAGCAGUGCUCAUUUUGAGAGGGACAGAGUCUCUCUCAAGAAGCCAAGCUCUAAACCUGUUAGGAGUAAUGUCAAGUCAAAGACAGACGAAACAAAGAUGUGUCGCUCCAGUGGAAAACCCCAGACUCCUACAGAUGACACCAAGGUUGCCACAGUCAGUAUUCCCAAAACACCAUCUGCUGUCCCAAACUUUGCAAGGAAUACAGUGGCCUCUUCUUCAAAGCGUGCAAAAGUGGAUUUAUCCAGCUCAUCCAGACCUCCAACCAUCACAAGGUCUGUGUCUCAGAGGCUGCCUAAAGUGAAGCCAGCAGCAACCUCUGAUGAUCCAAAUCCAAAGGAGAACAGUAUGAGUACCUUAAAGAGAGCGAGUAGUGCCAGAGUGGUUGGGAGAAGCAUCCUGCAGGGAGAAGCCGUCAGCACUACAGCAGAGCCUGCACCAAAGGAGCAGGGAACAGUGGAAAAGGCGUCUCUUAAACUGAAAGAUGCAAAUCGGACCACAAUUGGUAAAAUACUGAAGCCAUUACUGAAAUAAGGGAGAGGUGUUUUUUAACCUUGCAAUGUGAACACUUGUUCAAGCACUGGAUGUCUGUGUAGUGAAAUUCCUUAAAACAGUAAUAUUGCCGAUAAAUGGCAUCAUGUGCUCAUUAAAGUACAGCACACUUUGGAAAAGGUCAAGUAGUUGUGUUCUGGUCUAAAUCCUUUUUUAUGAAUUUGAAUGUAUUUGAACCUACUGUGAUGGAAUGCAAGCAGAACAGCAAAUCUUUGUGUUUAUGAUACAGAAGGUCACCAAAAGCCAAAAAGUUUUAAGAAGUUUUAACUACAAGAUGAAACACUUUGUGACAGAAAACAUGGAUAUAGGCCAGUUUUUUUGUGUACAUAAGAUUCUUCCUAAGACUCAAGCCUUUGUGCUGGUUGGUUUUCUUACUUGAUGUCAAAAUGAAUCCUGUGGAACAGUACUGAAAACAAACUUAGGUGAUUGUGCUUUCCAUUGCUUUCAAUUCCUUGGAUUCGGGAGCUCUUUUUGCCUGUUGCGAAGUCCAUUGCUGGCAAUUGGACAGACUGGGAACUGCUGGCCAAAAAAAUUUAGAACAAGACAUUUGCUGUUUUGUGGCUAUCUUUAACCUCUCUGAAGAAUUUAUAGCAUGUUUUAUGAAUGUGUAUGUGUGUCUGGAAAAGGCUUUCUGCUGGACAGGAGGCUUGUUCUCCAAGAAUGUGGCAGCAUUGUCUUGCAUGCACACGUAGAUAUGGCUGGUGCUGCAUCAAAUAGCACAGCUGGAGGCUGUGCCUGUUGGAAGGGCCAUCUGUAACCAUUGGGAUGAUGACUACUCCUGACUUGUUUUAAUCACAAGCAAACUUGCCAGCUUUUGGUCAUACAGAAGUGCCAUAUAUUUAUGAUACAUAUCAGGAUGUUUGCAGUUCAGCUCUUGAAGGCUGCAAUGUAGUGCCGAGCACUUUCUUACCAUUCCAUGUUUCCACUGGUUUAUGUACUACCAAAUUACUUGAAUGUUGCAAUGGCUCUGAUUGAGCCAUUAGUUUCCCUGCCUCCUCCUCCUUCUCCACUCCCUCUCCUUGUCAACAAGAAUAUUUAGCAUGAAACACAGAGCUUACGCAUGACAGUGUUUUUGUAGAGCUCCUUGGUUGCUUCAAAUGUGGCUUUUAAUGUUUAAAGACUUUAAAGGAAUUAAACUAGUAUUUGAUAAGCUUUUUGCAAAAUAAAAACACUUUUUUUUCCUGCAGAUACAAAUUUUAACUCCUGUCAUACUAAGAUAAAGAGAAUGGGGGAAAACUCAUUCAGCAUGCUGUGCAUCUUCCCAAGAGAAAUGUAGGUAGGUAGGGAAACUGCUGUUCUCCUAAGCAUCUUAUUUAAAGAGUUGCCUUUUAUUCAUUUACGAAGAAAGCCUCAUUUAAGAAUAAAAUAAAAAAUAAAAGGAAAAUCUCUUUGGACAAGUGGCAUUGACUUAUUAGUGGUAGAUCUGUUUGUCUGCUUUAUCCCUCAGUGCUGGGAGAGCAUAAUUCAGUGAGAAUGAGCCAUUUAAUUGCUCACAUUCUUCUCACGGGCUAGUAUCAGGGACAGCUAGCUUUGAGGUUUGAAUUUGGCAAGGCACCUUUAGCUCCUCCCACGUACCAGCAAAUCUUGAUGCAGACAUCAUACCCAACCACCAUGAAGUAUUGCAUAGGGCCUCUUGUUUGAGUCUGUCCCACAGGGAGAAUUUAUAUAGCCCGCUUUUUGGUAAGAGCAAAUAUUUUGCUUGAAAUGCCAUAAGCUUUUUGGAUACUGCCUCCCUUGUGGGUUAGAUAAAAAAGCAUCUCCCUUCUUAUUUGUAUCUGUGUGGAUGUAUGCACAUCUGCAAGAGCAGAUUAUUCUCUUUUUUCCUUUUUUAAAAAAGAAAAAAACAACAAAUUUUAUUGGUAACAAGCUUGAAAAAUAAUUUAAAUGUGUUUGGAACAUGUAAAUAAAUUUCUAUAAAUCGGUGUAAAAGAAAACUGACUGUAUUUAAUGGAACAUUUAUACAUUUCGGAGUAACUCGGUAGUUUAAUAAAGUUCCCAUUUACUGGGCAUGAGGCUUGUA